UGGGGCUGUCGGUGUUUUGUAGGGUACGUAUGUGAGUGGGAAAGAAAAGUGUCAGGGCGCGAGACAGACAGAGAACGAGAAAUUGAGAGAGACUGUUGAGAGGUGCGUGCCGUGUCCCAUCCUCCCGGCCAAACAUCUCCUGGACGUCAGACCAGCUUAUUAUAGGAACAAAGUUGUCGGGUAUAGGACAGAAAAAAAAUCGGACCUUCCCCUUUCUCCAAACUCCGGGGCGGUGAGUGUGACAGAUCGAGGAGGACAGAGAGGGAGAGACAGAAAGAAACAGAGAGAGAGAGAGAGAGAGAGCGCACGCGAAUAACCCAACACCGCAGCACAGCGGUUUCCUCACCGAUAGGAACGGACUAUAGGAGCCUGGCCGGUAAAGACUGAAAGCAGCUAAUUGAUCCCAGGAACUCCUCAGAGUGAUCAGAGUGGUAGUAUGCGGGUCGGCGUUUUGUUCAGGCUUUGUGUGUUGUGGGGGUUUGUGGUCGUCACAUCCUCCCUGACAAAAGCUUUGAAGAAAAAGGGGACAGGCCGGAGAUCCAGGCAGGUGUUUGGAGCCGAGCCCCCUGAGGGGGUGUGGUCUCCAUGGGGGGAGUGGUCAAGAUGCUCUCAGAGCUGUGGAGUAGGCGUGGCUCAGAGAUCCAGGAAGUGCCUGCCUCCACCUCCUCGCCAAACUCGGCCCCUCUCCCACGCCCCCCCUAAUUGGGGAGGCUCCUCCUCCUCCUCCUUGUUUACUCCUGGAGGUGUCGGGGCCCCCCUCGUGUCGGCCAGUCACCCCUACUAUCCCCCUCGUUACCCCGGCAACCAGCCGGCCCAGCACGGGGGAGGAGCCGAGCCAGAGGGACAACUUCCUCCUUAUUAUUCCCCCGCUCUCUCAACCAAUCAGAGUCCAGGAUUGUCUCUGUACCGUGACACGCCAGUAGCAGACGGGGAAGGAGGCGUGUCCAAUCUAGCUCCUCCCUUCUACCGGCCGGAAUUCUCACCUGCCAAUCAGGAGCAGCCGCCAGUGUCUGUUUAUCGUUCACCACCAUAUCCUGCUGCUCCACAUGGCUACAACCAACCAACACGGAUCUCUAGGAGGCCGGCCAAUCCAAGCGCAGCGAGGGGCGGUGGGGGAGGUAACAGAAGGUCAGUCUCCACCAAUCGGGAGGCUUUGCCUGCCAGGAGGUCCUCCUCCAUCCGUCCGGGUCAGUUCGGGUACGGCAGGGUUCCCUUCUCUCUGCCGUUACACCGGCCCAACCGGCAGGCCCGCCACACCGCCAACGGGACCGUUACCGCGGCAACCCCGGGUCCAGACGCGGCCGCUGAUGUCGACGACACGGAUGGAACCGGCGAGGAGGAAAGAGAGAGGGGCCGGGUGGAGCGAGAGAGGGAAGGAAGGAGAAGAGUGUCAGGAGGACUGAAGAGGGAGGAGGAGAAGAGGGAGGAGGAGAGGAACACAGAGGAGGGGUGGGGUACGGAGUCACCGGCUCCGUACCCCACAGCUGCGGUGGUGAAGCCCGUCAGACCGGAGCGACAGACGGACAGACACCUGCACACGCACGCUGCGGCGGGGCGCGGGAGGGGAGGGGAGAGAGGCCCGUCACAUCCCCUCCCACCAAGCCGACGAGCGUUCGACUGGCACACGGUCACCGGCCCUCCCCCGCCUCUCCACCCCCACUCCCCCCCCCUCUCUCACCCCUACUACUCCUCCCCCCUCCACCGCUCCACCCCCCAGCACAGAGAGAGAGAGCCCCAGUCUGGUUACAGGCCCCCCCAGCCCAACAUCUACCCCCUGCAACGCUCCCAGCCCCCCCACCUGGGGCCCGAGGAGGAGGGGGGCCCCCCCCAGAGUCCCAGGUGCUCAGGAGGAGAGCAGGAGUACCGCAAGUGCUUUUCACAGGUACGUAAGACCUGGCCUCGGCCUGCACUCUCACAUCUACGUGUCAGGCUGUAG
Osmerus eperlanus (European smelt) is the source of this 1936-nucleotide messenger RNA. Its product is annotated as ADAMTS-like protein 4. Gene Ontology annotation, biological process: proteolysis; extracellular matrix organization. Gene Ontology annotation, molecular function: metalloendopeptidase activity. Lineage: Eukaryota; Metazoa; Chordata; Actinopteri; Osmeriformes; Osmeridae. The transcript is spliced from 4 exons. Gene Ontology annotation, cellular component: extracellular matrix. Bases 437 to 1936 code for a protein of 499 amino acids. The record is from RefSeq and is a predicted model, not a curated record.